Messenger RNA from Cylindrotheca closterium, 675 nucleotides. The record is from the annotation of a GenBank genome assembly. NCBI's taxonomy places the organism in Eukaryota, Bacillariophyta, Bacillariophyceae, Bacillariales, Bacillariaceae.
AUGGAAGCUCUGCACCAUCACCAAAGCGCCAUUGAUUGCAACAAUAUGGGACUUGCGCACUGGAAUUCCGGUGAAGGUCUUGGUGCCAUUGAAUUUUUGUUCACGGCUUACCGUCACUGCCUAAAAAGCUUCAGUUUUCUGGUCGGGAGUGACAAUGGUGAAGCGAGGAAAGCCAAUUUCAGUGUGAACGAAGCCAUGGAAUCAUGUCUGAAAGCCGUAGGAGAAAAACAAGAGCUUGCAAACAAUGUCUUCCACACAGGCAUCCGAGUCCCUUCCAGUCCUGAAGUGCGGAGCAAUCCCUCAGACGCGAACAAGACCAUGGUUCUGUAUGCGGUAGUCUUUAACUUGGCAGUUGCCCAUCACCUCGUGGCCAAGUGGGGGAACAUCGAAAUGCCCAGUGCUAUGCAAGAAAAUUUCCAGAGAACGGCGAUAGAGUUCUAUCAAAUGGGCUUGCAAAUGCAACAGGAAAUUUCUAGCUGUGGGAUGUACACUAUUGCAAUUUUGAACAAUCUUGCUCAUCUGUACUCGACUUUGGGCGAUGCUGAAAAGUCAGCAUUCUACUUUUCAGAGAUGCUAUCAAGAAUAGCAGCUCUUGAAGAGGCAAUCGUGGGCGAAUACGAUGCUCAUGCGUCCAAGCUACAACAAAUUGCCUCCAGUGCUGCCGCAGCGGCAUGA